UUGCAGAAUUCUCUUAAAAAAUUGAAGUAAAAGGAAGAAAUAAAAAAGAAGAAGGGGGGUCUGGAGGUCUUGCUUAUAAGGUAGCUAGAUUGUGUUUGAAAUGCAAUAAUAGCCGGGUAAUUAAGGCAUUAUAGGCGGGGGAAUUCCUGGCCCCCGAGUCUUAGAGACAACCCUGCCGCAACUGUCUCCAAAGACCAAACUGGUGAUAUGAUGUAAUAGUUGUUGAUUGUGAUCUUAUUCUUUAAUGGUGUUUUGUAAUUUUAGGUUGUGUAAAAUGAUAUGUUAUUAUCAUAUUGCAAAAAAUAGUUUUUAAUUAUACUGGAAUUUAUCUGUGCAUACAAAGUGAUUCCAAAGUGGUUAAAAAUCUGAUUGCCUUUAUACAUGAUACUUUUAAAGAUUUAGCCUCAUAUUGAGUCUGGAAUUGACAUAAGGCAUAAAACAUAUACGGUAGUAUAUUUUUGGGGAUGUACUUGUAGAGGAGGUUGUUAUGUCUAGUUGUAAAGGGUUAAGCAAAAAAAAAAAAGGUGAAGUAUUCAGUAGAAUAACGAAAGUAUAUCAGAUCUGCUGGGUAGCUGAAUAGUGAAUAUAGAUGAAUAUUCCACUGAAGUUAUAGGCUGUCAGGUGAGUGCUGGGGGUGAGUGCUGGGGUCAGGUUUGGAGCAUCGCAUUGAGUAAUUGGUGGGUUUAUGUAAUGAUCACUUUGUGAUUGAUCCCCUGUCACCAAGAAAGAGCAUCGGAAGACAUCUACCCCCUAAUCCGCUGAUGAUGUUAAUGAUAAACCAGUCACUUUUUAUACACAUUUAUGUGUCCAUUAUGUAUUACAUCCUAUAUUGUGUAAACUGGCAGAGAUGUAUUUUUUGGGAUGUACUUGUAGAAGGGUGCUUAAUGUUAUGUCUAGUUAUAGAGGGUUAAGCAAAAAGAAAAAACCAGAAAGAAGCCACUGGGGUGUUGGGUCUUUGCAAAGGAAAAUUACAAAAAUAUUUUUCAGCUAAGAAAAUGGGGUAAGAUAAACUGCCUUGAUUUUUUUCAAAAACUUUUAUGAAAAAAGAAAUUAACAGAUUUUUGUUGAGAGGGUAAAAGUAUUUUUGAAUCUUUAAAUUUGUAAGGGGAUAGCUUUUCCUUAGAAUAAUUUAACAGGUAGUUUGUUCUGAUUUUUGAACAAGUGCUUAUUCAAAAAUGUCUUUUGUUGGACAGGCUCAUGUAUGGUCACAUCCUAGCAUGCAACAUACCCCAGAGCAAGCUAAUCUUGGUGGCAGGUCAUGCAUGAUUUAGAAUAAAUUCUUUAGCAGAAAUGCAUUACCAUGGAGUGACCUUCGGGUAUGCGGACCUCCUCGCGUGUUGUGGAGGUGUUUCAUUAUCCUGUUUGUUUUGCAUGCAGGAAUGCCCACAACCAGGUCUCACCAUGCAUGACAGCCCCAAAUCAAUGCACGUUUUAAGGCUGUUUAUUCUGGGAUACACUUGUUCCUGUUGGCAGGAGAAUUUGAUACCCAGUCACAUGCAUCAAUUGCUUUAAACAUGUUUAUACGAAAUAAAGGAUAUAUGUAUGUACGGUAAAUUGUGUGAGAUAUGAAUUGUAGAAGGUGAAUUGCAUUCUCUAGAGUCUGUUAACGCGUGUGUAUGAAGGAUUCUCUUAGCUUGGUAGAUCCUCUGUUUUUAUUGAUUGGUAGACGAUAAUGCUUAUGAAAUAUUAAAGCAUCUUUUAUAGGCAGUUUAUAAAUGGCAAUCUAUAUUUCAGUUCAUUUAAUGGAAAAAGAAACAGUGGGUGCAUUUUUAUCAAUUGCAUAUUUAUACAAAUUUAAAAUAUUUGUAUAGACAGAUUGAAUGAUUAAGUAACAAUAUAAAUUAUCAAUUGUUAUUUGAAUGUUGUUGAUAGCUGUACAUCAAUAUAAAUACAAUGUAUUAUAACACAUAAUUUCCAAGAAUACGAGUAGGAGAUAACAGAAAAUUUGCUGUGUAUCUAGAACUUGAUCCUCUAUUGAUGUGUAAUGUGUAACAUUUCUUGGAAAUACUACCGGUAAUAAAUAUAUUCUAUGAUUUUUUUUUUAUUUAGUAUUGAGUAUAUGUACAUAUUGCACUGAAUUCUGAUAAUAAUUUACGAUUACUAUGUGUAAUUUUCUCCUAGAAAUUUUUUUUAUUGGGUUAGGGGAAUCAAAUGUAAGAGACAACUCAGAUGAAGGUAUGAAAUGUUAGGGCACUUAAAAAUGUUUAAGAUCUUUUGAAACGCAUCACUAGUUGGGCUGUCUUAUCAGAGCGGGAAUUCGGUGUUUCUCGUGUUGGCCUGUGUCAAUAUACCUGCUGGACACUUUACUUGGGUGGACAUUGUAUAAUCUCCAUUGUGUGGGAAUUCAAGUGGCCAGUUAUGUAAUUCUCAGUUAAAGGGAAAAUAGCAUAAUCUUCUGGAAAAUGCUGGGAAUUUUCCACCAAAUGGCUCCAGAAGAAGGCGAUCUGUGAAGACAGUAGUAGCAGACAAUAAUGGGAACCUCAUUGAAAGGCCAGACACAGAAAACAGAAUUAUAAAGAAAUCUCUCAGGGGUUCUUCCUCCAAGAGCAAAACUAACUCUUCCAAGGAAAGCAAGGACCUGACAGAAAAUGGAAACAUGGUGGAAGAAACAGACACUGACAAACGGAGAAUGAAGUCGACUUCUCCAGUGGAUGAUCACGAAGUCAGUAAAGAAGCGGAUCCGGAAAAUCCAGAGAGCAAUGAGAAAUCCACUGAUCAUCCAGAAUCCAUGGAUAAAAGAAUGGCAGUAGUCAGUGAGGAAGAGGGAGGGAGAAGUGUGCUGGAGAAUGUGGAUGCUGUAGUUAAAAAGGAAAUGAUGGAUGAUGAAAUAUCCGACGGAGUCAGUUGUGAUCCGGGGAGUGAGGAAGAGGACAGUAAUAACGAAGACUUCCAAAGCCUAUCCCCCGGGGCGGGCCAGGGGUGGGGUGGUGGCCACGACAGCAGUGACAUGAGUGAGGAACCCUUUCAGGAAGGGUGCCACUUUGAAAUAGAAAAUGGAAUGUUCAAGUGUGAGUUCUGUGGUGUCUUAAAGGAUACUGUCACUGAACUCAAAACCCAUCUGAGGACACAUACAGGAGAGAGACCUUUCCUGUGCUUGGUUUGCAACAAAUCUUUCAAUGCGAAGAGGACGUUGCUGUAUCAUCAGUUUUCAGUGCAUGGUAUAGAACAUAAAAGCAUCGCUGCCCGGUACCCAGACAUUCGCAAGAGAAAGUUAGAAGCGGGAGAGCUAGUGGACGAAUCCGUCAUUCAGGACCUGGAGAAGAAACGCCAAAAAUUUGAGACUGAGAAUAACCUGAACUUUGGCAGAGAUUGCCUGGACAGCAGUCUGCCAUUCCUAGUUAAUGGGGUGGUGGUGGAAACCAGUAAGAAGCGAGUCUGUGAGAUUUGUAAGAAGGUGUGCAUGAAGCCGAGUGAUUUGAAGAGGCACAUGAUGUCACAUACAGGUGAAAGGCCAUUCAAAUGUGAGGUGUGUGGGAAACAAUUUCGGGCCAAGAACAGCAUGAUGUAUCACCUCAAGUCAGCUCACGGCUACAUGCUGGAGCUGAGCCCAGGGCUAGAGGAGCGAUACCAGAAGCUCAAGAAGCAGAACAAAGUGCCCACGAUGGGCAACGGGAAGGCCUCAAACGAUGCUUCCCACCAUAGAACCUCCCCCGGCCUGUCCUCGGAGGGAGGUUCUAACCCAGCAGUGUACCCAACCACCCCCUCCACCCUCUCCACAGCAGCCCUGCCCCUAUACCACUCUCUACAGAUGACCAACGGGGAGACACCAUCUCCCUACUGCAGUGACAAAUCCUUCAGGGAUCCACUACCAGAGGAAUCCUUGGGGGUCCUCAAACACAAAGACUCCACAUUUGAAUCUGUCAAUCCCAAGAUAUUUGCACCUAUUCCUUCACUUAAUGUAACACAGCUGGUCAAACCAGGUGGAAUUACAGCAGGAUAUGAAAUCCAGCAAGUCUCCAACUCAGGAUCCUGUGAUAUGAAGGUGGACAGUGAAACUGUUCUGGUGACACGCCUGGAUGGGACUCUGCCGUAUUCGGGACAGAAGGUGUGUGCGUACAGGUGUUACCUCUGUGGGAAACUGUUCAAUUACCUCAGCAAAAUACAGUUCCAUCUCUCAUUCCACUUUGAGAGGGAAAUCAAAACAUAUCAUUGCAAACACUGUUCUGUAUCACUUCCAUUUCAGUAUCAAAUGCACAAACAUGUGCGUAAAUGCCAUUCCACUUUGUUAUCCAACACAGGCUUAUCUACCUCAACUGCUGAAUCUUCCACCCCUCCCACAGACUGCCUGAGUCCGAGUUCAGCCACUUCACUCUCUGACCAUUAUAGCGUACUGAGAUUUAAGAGGAAAGACAAUGGAUCUUACUGUUGCAUGAUCUGCAAGAAAUCUUUCUGCCUAGAGUCCUCUCUUCUGAAACAUAUCAAAAUGCACAGCAGUCAUGAUUUCUGUUACUGCAGAGAUUGUGGGCAAGGAUUUUCUGACUAUGAUGUUCUACGGAAACACUUCCAACAACAGCACGAAGAGCAACAGGGAAGUAAUGCAUGUGAAACUCCACACCAUUCUAUUGCUGGCAAAGAGUGGAAAUGUGAGGAGUCCAAUGGUGCCCUACCAUCGGAUCUGUCCAAAAAGUCUAGCUAUGAAAUGGCCGACAUCAAAGCUGAAAGUACUAAUAUGGAGGAAAGAAAAGCAAAGGAAAUUUUGGAGAAAGAAGGAAUUGGCGAAGUAACAGUGGUGUUACCAUGUGACCCUGAUGAUGAACAGAAAGCCCAAGGAAAUGAGUCGACCUUGGAUGACUGGCAAGAAGAUGAAGAGGAGCAAGUAGAUGAUGUUAACAGCAGCGAGAUACAGACAGCUCCUAAAAGGACCCUGUUGUCAAAAAUGUCCGGGAAAUCCAAGAGGAAGGCAUCUCAGCCUGUGAGGUUUAAUCAUUUGAAGGAAAAAAAGAUGGAAGAUGAUGAGAAUCCGGCGGAAAUGGACAAACCAGAGGCUGAAUAUCAGCCAACAAACGACAUCAAAGAGGAAGAGGACUUGGAGAUGGAGUCUUCCAACAACUUGAAUGAAUCCAUACAGAGUAACAACUCCAGAACCUCUUCCCCAGCCAAAUCCAUAGCCUCUUCUUCAGAAAUGGAUUACAAAUUCCCAGGGGCUCUUCCUGCUUCUGGCUUUUGGCCACCACCCAUGUUGUCUAAUGCUCAAUUUCCCCACUCUCUGUUGGCUACAGGACAGUACCUUCAGGCUAUGGCUUCCUCUGGCCAUGUUGCUAAUCCUGUAUCACUAGCACAAGCUAUGAACAACCCUGCUACUGCUCAAGCAAUGUUGGCAUCAGGACAGAUGUCUUCUAUAGCUCAAGCCAUGGCCAAUGCAGGUCAUCUCCCAGGCUCUCUGGCUAACGCCAUGACAACUGCUUCAUCAAAGUCAAUGUUCAUGCCCCCAAAUUUAGCUUCUGCUGCUGCUGCAUUCAUGCAUCCAUCUUUUUCAUUUCCUCAAAUUUAUGCAAUGCAAGCUGCUAUUGCUUUUCAACAAUCAAAACUGAACAACAAUGUUAAUACACCAAAUGGGAAAACUGAAGUCAAUGAUACUUCCAAAGCAGAUUCUUCAAAAGCUGCUGCUAGCAAUGCAGAUUCCGACGGACCCCUAGACCUCGCGACUUCCUCUCCCUCAGAUGAUAAGAACAGAAACAGCCCGUCCACAUCGUCCGCUGGGAAUUUGAGUGACAGCUCCAUUCGUCUCCCUGAUGAUGGAUCCCCCAACACCAGUACCCCGGGGGAGCUGGCUGAGGACUACAGGGACAGUCUAGUGGGGAUGCCCAAGGUCCAGUGGUCCCCCAGUGAUGGUGGCUCCCCUUUUGGUUGGAACCACAUGACGGCUGAUGGCAGGAAGGUGACUUCCCUCUCCAGAACUCACUCCAGACUUCCUAUUGUGAAUUCCCCUGUCAAUCGGGACCAGAUCUGUAAGCCCACCACCCUGGACGACGGACGGCAGGUGUUUACCUGUCCAUUCUGUAGCAAGAACUUCUCCUCUUACUCGGAUAUCAACAGACACAUGGAUUUCCAUGAAGAUAUUCGUCCUUACAAAUGUAAAUACUGUGAAUACUACGCCAGGACUAACAGUCAGCUCAAAGUUCACAUGAUGAGGCAUCAAGGUAUUCGAGAGUUUUGCUGCAAAGUCUGUAACUACAAAGGAGUGACACAAUCAGAUCUAAACCGACACAUGAAAUCCCAGAUCCACAUGUUGAAAUCCAGAAAUGAGUGCAGUUUCUGUGGGGAGGGUUUUGUAACGGCCAAGAACCUGGAGAAACACCUUGACGGGAACUGUAUUGUCAAGGUGCAACAAGAAAAGGGAGAGUAUUUAUUUUAAUCACACAGACUGAAACACUAUUUUAUUCAGGGUAUUAAAAAUCAGCAUUUUUUAAGUUGGUAUGAAAGAUGAUAUUGUUAUGGUAACAUGAUUAGAACCAUCUACUUUGGCUUUUUCAUUGGGGUUGAUCAGUGAUUGAAUUCGUAUGCAUAUCAUUUUUUGUAGUAGUAUAUUUUGUUUAAUAACACAUUAAAAUAAUGGAUAUACAUACCAUGUAACAUAAAAUGUCACUGCAAUAUAUUUUUUUUGCUUAGAAAAUUAAAAUUUGUGGAAUCAAGUACACAUAUUCCGACAUUAUACCAUUUGUAUUAUGAAGUAUUAUACAAACAUAACAUCCUGUGAAAUAAUCACCUUACAUACCCGAUAUUGAACUUUGUGCAGUGGUUUAUGUACUUUUUAACCUGUACAGUUGGAUAUUGCACUUUCACACAAGAUUUCACACACUUAAUUAAGAGAUGACAAAUUAAGUAAUGAAGAGAUUACCAUACAUUUAGUCUUUAGUUUGUGAACAUUUGUCCUUGAACAGGGUCUCCUAUACCAGGCAUUAUAAAUUUCAGCCAAGGUGUACUGAUUUAGGUGAAAGCUUAUUGUUCAUGUACAUGGAUAUUUUACGUGACACUCUAAGGGAUGUUGACUGGAAUAGAUGUAUAUUUGGCUCGGUAGACUAUAAAGGUGUGAUUAUGGCCUGAGACGGUGUCACUUAUACAUAUCGUUUUACAACACGGCUACUGCUCUUUUUGGUGUGCCUGUAAAAUGUAAACAGGAAAGCUGAUCCCCCCAUUAUUGAAAUCCAUGUUUGCUUACUCUUUAUAAAUGAUAUUUGUUGGGUCUCUGUUUUGUUGUUUUGUUUAUUUUUCCACACAAUUUAUGAAUUUUUACCUCGUAUUGUCAAUGAUAUUCAAGGGUUCUAUGUUCGAGAAUUAUUUUGAAUUAUUUUACACUGAAACUUAGUUGUUAUAGGAUCUUGAAUUCUUGAGCCCUGUGGCUUGAUGGCAGUUGUACUUUUGUUUGAGUAGUUAACAGUUGUAUAUUUUAACAUCAUUUGAAAUUUUACAGAAAUGUGUAUAUAUAUUUUAAGUUUUCCAUAGUUUAUUUGUCCCAAGAUAUUAAAAUUAUUCAUUAUAUGAGAUACAUGUAUAUAAUUUUCAUUGAAGGUUUUUUGGUUGUGAGUUUAUAUAUUUGUUACCAAGUUUACAAUACAACAAGAAACAUUCCUAUUGUUGAUAUUUUCUUUUUUGUCAUUGUGAUAAUUAAUUUUCAAUCAAACUAGUUUGUUAAUUUGUUCUACAAGAAACUUUGUUGAUACUUUGUAAUUUUGUGUUCAUUUUUUUUGCAUUUUUGAAAUGCCAGUGGUUCUGCUACAGAUUAAUCCAUUUUAAUGUUUUCUCUUGUGGCUACAAAAUUUGUUAUCCAAGUGUUAGUGUUUUUGUAAUAGACCACCAAUUUUGGGGUUGUCAAAACAUGCAGUGACUUAUUCAUGGAUAUUACUUUGUUGCAAAUCUCCUGAUUUUGAAUCCAACCUUUAAGAGAAAAGUGGAAUUGCUAUCCGAAAAUGUAUCAUGUGUAAAAUAUUACUGUCAUGAUGAAUGUAUAUUACUUUCGGUUUUGAAGUUUAGUUAAUUGUUGAUUCCUUAUCAAGCUUAGUAUUACCGGUAUAUUAAGCUUAAGUACCGGUAUGUAUAUUUCAUUUAUAUAAAUCAAGCUUGUAUGUUCACAUUUACAUGUACUUGUCAAUUACCGGUAAUUUCUCACAGUUUCCUUUGUGUUAAUUUGCAAGAAUUAACAGGAAACAGGAAUUUCAAAAAACCACUUUUUAGCAUAUGAAAAACAGCAAUAUAUUAAUCGGGUAUUCAUGGUUUUUUCUUAAGAAAUUAAAAACAUUUACAGGUUGUUUUUGAACAUAUCACAAAUCAAGGGGGAUAAUUUUAUAUUCCUUUUAAACAUUUUUGUUGUUUUUCUGAUACAUUCCUAUGUUUAUAGCAAUCAACUGAAAAUUGUGCAACAAUCCACAUUAUUUAAAGUUUAUUUAACAGUGCAAUUGGACCUAAAUUGGCAGCCCAUAUUCAUUAUUUUUUCCAUAUCAUACCAUUCCUUUCAGUUAGGCAGAUCUGAGCUCCCAUGUUUUUGGUAUCCUACACAUGCGAUUCCUCAUUAGUAUCCUGUGGUCUUUAUACAAUGGUUUGGUAUUGUUUGAAAAUGUGCGUCAAAUUUGUCAGAUUUUUUAUGAUUAUGUAUAUUGUACUCAUUUUGAUUAGGUCUUUCUUCUUGGCAGUGUUUUACAAAAUGACUUGCAACUAAAGUAAUAAAUGCUUCUUUUUCAUAAUUUAAAUGACUUUUCAAAUCCAGUCGUAUAAAUCAUGACAAUGGAUAUUAAAAUUGCUAUGAAUAAAUAGUUUUGUAUAAAUUUUACACAUUGAUAACUACAUGCUAUCAUAUUGUUGUUUAGACUUAAACUGACUAGAAUUAGACUUAUAAUUAGACUUGUGAAAUCACUACUCUAAAAUACACAAAACAAUUUCAGUUUCUGUAGAUUGGUCAAAAAUAUGUUGCAAGUUUUUUUGUAAAACUCAGCCCUGAUUUUCUGAAGGGUAUUAGUGAACUGUGAUCAUGAGGUUAGCACAGAGAGAAGUGAUCGUUGAUCGUCCAGGAUCGUUGUAGUUUAGUGCUCUCCUGUUCCUGAUACUAUGUAUAUAUAUACUUAUUUACCACUGAAAUCCAGGUUAUUUGUACAUACAGGUAUUUACAAUAAUAUCCCAACUUACAUUGAAAUUCAAUUAUAUUAUUAUAUUAAUGUUAUAAAUCAAACUUAUAUAGUAUAUGUGUAUCUUUAUCAUUCCAUUUGUUGAUAUAUGUACAAUUCUAUCAAGAAACCCUGUUGUUCAUCGAUUCAGAAUGAGCUAUCUAGAAAUAAAGAGUUUAGUUAUUGUCAA
This is a messenger RNA of Magallana angulata, 9285 nucleotides long. Its product is annotated as MDS1 and EVI1 complex locus protein EVI1-A-like. The record is from RefSeq and is a predicted model, not a curated record. The transcript is spliced from 7 exons. Gene Ontology annotation, molecular function: chromatin insulator sequence binding. NCBI's taxonomy places the organism in Eukaryota, Metazoa, Mollusca, Bivalvia, Ostreida, Ostreidae. Gene Ontology annotation, cellular component: chromosome. Gene Ontology annotation, biological process: regulation of transcription by RNA polymerase II. Bases 2597 to 6355 code for a protein of 1252 amino acids.